Molecule: messenger RNA, 3639 nt
Organism: Scylla paramamosain (green mud crab)
Lineage: Eukaryota; Metazoa; Arthropoda; Malacostraca; Decapoda; Portunidae
Exons: 18
Coding region: 188-2539 (783 amino acids)
Source: RefSeq, a predicted model, not a curated record
UAACCAGUGCCAAGUCCCAGUGGAGGUAGUGGUGGCGGCGGCGGUGGUGGUGUCAAGUAUGUAAAUGUAUUUCGUGAAGUUAUACGAAAAAGGAGUGAAUUCUGGUGUAAUAAGUGAAAAAUUCUAUUUCAAACAGCAUCAGUGACUAUAAUGACUUAGAUGGAGUGCUGAAACUGCAGUGACGGUGAUGACGGAGAUGCGCUUGUCGACAGCAGGGCUUCUGGCAUUACUAAGCCACCUGGCACUUACAGGUGCUUGGGAUGUCAACUUCCAACGGAGCAAGUGUUACAAUUAUGGCCUGGACAACCUACCAGACCGCAUGCCCGUCUCCGUCAGCAACCUGGUGGCGCUGGUGGAGAAGAUGGAGGGCGCCCACAGCUACGCGAACCCCGACGCCAUAGCGGAGGCUCUCUUGCACAGAUACCGAACUGAUGGUAUUACGUACACCAACCCCAUCACCUCCUCCUUCUGGGACCCCAACGACUUCUACGAGAUCCAGAAAACAGACCUGCUAAGGAACCUGGUCACCAUGGAUCAGACCGUGCCUGAUUUCACCUUCGAGCCACGGGAAGAGUGUACGCUGCACUUCAUGACAUCACACAGUGUAGACCUGUACCCCCAUGCAGGCCUCGACUACGUGUGGGACAACCCAAGGAUGAGACGGCGGAGAGAUGUUGGAGCACAGAAUCGUUAUGGCCUCCCACUCAACGUCUUGCCUGCCAAUCACCCCAUUGAGAACGGUGUUAUAUGGACUCCUGCAGGACCAGUAGCAGCAGGAACCCUUCUUGCAGGGAUCAUGAUCACUGACACUUCACAAGGACAGACCAUCUCCCAAAUCUACCAGUCACAGAGCUUGGAAUUCAUGCCUGACGAAAUGACUCAGAAGCGGGUCAUGCCUCUUUAUGCUGCAACCCUGUCAGGUGACAUUGGUCAGACCGCUGUGGUUGGCUACCUAGCAAAGGUGGGCAGCAAUAAUUUCUACUUGGGACCUCGAGGAAUGUUUGCCAACAGUACGGCUGCUCCCAAGAUUUAUACUCUAGAGAGGAACUACAACCUUAAUGUUCCCUACAUGACCCGAGCUGAAAUCUUUGCUGGCAUAGACAGUUUGCUGAUCCAGAAAGUGCUGAUGGAGUCAAGCAAUAACCAGCUUAGUUUAUCCCAGGCCAUAAGAAUGUACUACAGUGACCAUGGCCUCCCUGGUUAUCCUGACUACAAGGCCUGCAAUAGGAUAGAAGCUUUCAAGUCCUUGAACCUUCAAGUCAUUGAAGAGCAGGCACUGAAUUACAUGUAUGCCUACUCAGCAAAGAUUCCGACUGUCAGAGAGAGAAUUAAGGAAAAAAAAAAUGACUUCUCGCUCAUUGAGCGUCAUUUUAAGGAAGCCCUUGCGGGGGCAUGGACUGAAUUUAUCAACUUUGUAGAAAACUAUGACUAUUCUGAAUAUGAACGAUGCCCAACCUACACUUCAAACCAGUUUGUGAGUGAGAACAAGGUGGACCUGCUAGUGGUGUAUGGCUACGAUGGAGGCGAGACAGAAACACAGAAGGAGCGUGACUACAUUUCACACCUUGGGCAGCUGGUGAAUGUGGGUGUGGACAGGUCUCGCAUUGGUGUUUUGGACGGCAAGUCAGCAAAAUGGAUCUUUCCAGUGGCCAACUUAAGUAAUGUGGCUGACUGGGGCAGCAACUUUUCAGAGAGCACAUCAUAUUCCUAUGGCUCGGGAUCAGACAUGCCUGCAGUAAUGGAUGCACUCAACUCGUACUAUUUCAGCUUUUACAGUCACAUGUGGAGUGAUGCCAACAAUGCCUCUGCUAAUGCUCAGGUGGUGCUGUGGAAUGCUCCCAACAGUGUGCCAGAUCAAGACAUGUUCAAGCAGCUUAUGGAUGAUUUCAUGUACAAAUAUCCAAAUGUGCACUUUCUGUUUGUGGGCAAGAGCAAAGGUUCUUUCAAUGACUACAUGGUGGACCCAACCAAGGACUACUUCACGAACAGUGGACAAGACAUGUUUGCCUUUGCCAAGACAAUCGCAAAGAGGAUCAGGGAAAUUCCAACAGUGUUCACAUAUCCAGCUUGUGAUCCUAACAAUGGUAACUUCACCAGUGUUGCUGAAAGCAGCCAUGUUUACACUGGUUACGUUUCUCCAAACUACACCACCUUCAUCAAAAUUGCCCCAACUUAUUUCCGUUUCUCUGAAAAAGUUAUAGUCAAGGUGACUGAGGGUGAUGUCGCCAUAUGUGGCAGCAGGACCAGCAUGAAUGUGGAUGACAAUGUGGAUGACAGACUGUGUGAUCCCAACAACAACUUGGAGUGGUGGUUCUUGUGUGGCCGUUGGAUUGGGAAUUGCGACCCAAUAUAUCUUGCAGUCUCUGGCAGCAGUGCACGAUCCAAUAUCUAUUGCCAAGAUGCAGAGUGUCAGUAUCCCAACCAGAUCAAGUUCCAGAUUCAGCAUGAGGGCAUGACAUGUGGGGCAUGGUCUGCUCCUCCCUCCCUCCUCCUGUUAGCUGUGGCUGUCCUCACCAUGUUCCUUCAGCCGAAGCUCUGAACAACAGUACACCUCCAUCACUCUUCUCCCCCUUCUCAAAUUUUCCUCUGAAUUUUUGUAAACUUAGGAAAUUUUGAGUGUUUUGUUUCAGCUGCCUUAAUUUUUCACCUGAAAUUAUAUUUUUUCACUUGCAUUAUUAUUAUUGCUUUUUACCACCAGUCAUCUGUUGACUAUCUUAAUUUUUCUUUAAUUUUAAUUGAAUUCAUUUUUUUAAAUAAUAAUUCUAAACUUUCCAAGAAUGUGAUUCUAGAAACAAUAUCAAUAAUUAUAGAUUUUCCUUUAGCAAAGUUUAUUCCCACUAGAGGUUUCCAAAACUUUAAAAAUCUUUCUAGUGUAGUGAUAAGAUUGGCAUCUAUUUCUUAAUGUAUCAUGAAUUAUUCCUUAGUAUUAUUUAUAUAUUUAUAAAAAAAACUCAGAUUUGAGACAAAAACAUGUUUAGAAAAAUUAAGUAUGUAAUUAUGACAAAGGUUUUUAUGUUUGGUGUGUGUGUGUGUGUGUGUGUGUGUGUGUGUGUGUGUGUGUGUGUGUGUGUGUGUGUGUGUUUCCCGUGAUUAAUUUUAAGAUCAGUCAGCAGUUUAGAGUUUGUAACAAUAUACAAGUAUCAUAGAUAUUCACUUAUGAAUAAUAGUCUUUGUAUAGUGAAAACAUAUAUUUUAUGUAUUUAAUUAAUUAUUUGUAAAUUUUUAAAGUUUAUUCUAGUAGACUGUCCAAGAAGAGGACAGUUUAUGUAAAUAUAACAAACUAUUUUUAUCAAAUUUUGUGAUGGUGUGUGUGUUCGUAUGUGAAUAUUUUAUCUUCAUUUUCAUUUCAUAAGUGAAUUAUCUAUAAAAUAAUUUAAUGUCAGCCAAAAAGUAUGUUCAUCUCUAAACUAAAAUUUUUUCCCAAUUUUCCCAAUUUUACCGUGUGUUAUACUGCUCAGAGCAGCUCUUUUAUAUAUCACAUCAGAUACACCAAGUUAUCAUCAUAACAGAUGUGGUGGCUGAAGAUAGUUUAUCACUGAUGUCAGAACCAUUCAGGGUUGUCACUGUGGCAGCAACAAACACAGUACUUAGACCACUAAGUUUUAUACAACUAGGUAAAUAAAAAAAAAUGAAACCACA